This is a messenger RNA of Apis laboriosa (Himalayan honeybee), 3794 nucleotides long. RefSeq names its product zinc finger-containing ubiquitin peptidase 1-like. Lineage: Eukaryota; Metazoa; Arthropoda; Insecta; Hymenoptera; Apidae. Bases 747 to 2738 code for a protein of 663 amino acids. Gene Ontology annotation, cellular component: nucleus. Gene Ontology annotation, biological process: regulation of gene expression. The record is from RefSeq and is a predicted model, not a curated record. The transcript has 9 exons.
UUCCGUGAAAGUGUCGGGGUGUAUUGGCGCUGUCAUAUGGAGGCAAACGAGGCGCCGUGUUAGGCACUCUGGCCUGCACGGACGCCUUGCUGUGUGCGUUACGUCGUGAAAAAGUAGUUGGAAGAAAAAAAAAGAAAAAAAAAAGCGAACUGUGUAAACUAAGUUUUAUUAAUUUGGUGAGUGUCACGGAUGUAUUGGAUGUUACGGAAAAGUUGAAAGCGCGAGUGUAAGGAUACAGCGAAUUUAAAAUGGGUCAACCCAGCAACCCAGCAACCAAACGUGUACUCCUUUCUUCUACUAAUUCAUUAUUUGGCCUAGUUUUAUCGAGAGUGAGCGAACGAAAAGAUAACGCAAAAGUCUUCUCGUUAUGAAAAAAAUGACACGAAAAGUGCGCCUUUCUUCGACUUUUGAUUCUUCGUCGUUCGUCGUUGCGUUCGUGAUCGUUGACAUCGCCAUCGUCGUCGUUGAUUCUACGAUCGAAAUUUUUAUUUCCGUUCGAUGAAUAGAAGUAUGAAAUUCUCGCCGGCUAUGGAAAUACAUUGAUUGGCCACACGCGGCCACAGUAGCGAGAGGUGAUACAGGUGAUAAAGGGAAGCGGAGGUGAGAGGUCGCGUUUGCAUUUCCUCCUACAUGAGGAAAUCACGAUUCAACAAACGAAUCCCAUCGUAUUGGGAUGUCUUCCAUUCGAGGAAAUCGUCGUAUCACGGAUGAGUUAUGUCAAUAAGUGUUGAUUGAAUGUGUUAAAAAUGGCGGCCAGUAAACCUCCGGAAAUGAAUUACACGUGCGAAAUUUGCGGUCUAGAAGGUUUCAACGAUGAAGAGAUGAGAUCUCAUAUGGUUUUCUAUCAUCUUCAAGGAGCUGCAAAUUGCCCCUUUUGCGAUUUAGGCGAAAUUUCACCAACAGAGAUGUUGACACAUGUUAAUAGUGCUCAUCUCGAUUAUUUAACACCUAGUACUCCAGAGAGUGAUAUGAUGGCAUUUAUUGAUGAUGAUUCAUUAGUGGAUGAUAGAAGACAUGACGAAUGUCGUGGUCCAUGUCCUUCUCCAACCAUGUCUCCAAGUCCUCCACUUCUUCAAAAUGGUUGGAGUAGUUCGUUUAGUCCUCGUGCUAAGCAGCAGCAAGAGAUAUUAAAAUCAGAGCCACAAAUUUCUAGUUCUAAUAUGAAUAAUAAUAACAACAACAAUAACAUUGGAAAUGUUAAUAAUGUUAUAGAAGGUGCAGCUGGACAUGGAUCUCCACUGCGUUCAGGCCUAAAUUUACAACUGCGUUCUCAUGCUUCACCAAAACUUCCAGUUCAAGAAUGUCCUAUGUGUCCCUACAGUUCUGAUAAUCCAUCAAGGCUAGAAGAGCAUAUCAACAGACAACAUUUUGAUCUUACUUCGCCGUCCUUUCCACCUGAAUCUCCACCAUCUCGUGAUGGUGUCUUUAACUGCCCUUUAUGCAUCACGUCUUUUCCAAAUUCUUCUGAUCUUGAAUUACACGUUAAUAUAGAGCAUAAAGAUAUUUUAAGUCCUGCAAAUGGUGCAGCUUCCCAAACGGCUCAAGCGACUAUUGGUAGUGAUACACCUGUAUGUCCAGUUUGCUUUAGUACCUCGUUUAAAAGCAAUGAUGAAUUGACUGCACAUAUUGAAGAACAUUUCAGUAAAAAGUGCACUCCAUCCCCUAUAACUCCAGAUUUAUCUACUGAUAGAAUGUUAGCAAAAGAUAUGGAAAGACUUGAAAAGGAGCUCAGAAAAUUACGCGAACAACGUGAAUUUGAAUUGUUAAGAGCUCAAUAUGGGAUGGACAAUCAAGGAAAUUUUAGGGAACAAAGUGUUACCAAUAUGCAGCGGGCUGUAUAUUCAGGAGAAAUGACAAUUGCUGAUUAUUACGAAAGACAAACUGAACUCAGAGUAGCUGAAAGCAGCGGUAUCGAUGAUGGCAGCUCCUGUACACGCGGAUUAGUUCCCAAAAUACGAGCUGUCAGUCAAGCAUGUAGUAAUGUAUUAAGCACCUGGAUGUGUUCUACUGUAGAUCAUUAUGCUACCACUUAUGGAGAUAAAGGAUGGGGAUGUGGUUACAGAAAUUUACAAAUGUUAAUUUCAUCACUUUUACAACAUACAGGGUAUAAUGAGUUAGUUUAUAAAGCAUGGAAUUCUGGUUUGGAUAGUGGUAAUUCUACCAAGAAUCCAUUACGAAGUUCAAUACCGUCGAUCUCUAGACUUCAGAAAAUGAUAGAGUGGGCUUGGGCUCAAGGUUUUGAUACCCAAGGAGCAGAACAAUUGGGAGGAAAAUUGGUGAAUACUAGAAAAUGGAUUGGUCCUACAGAAGUAGUCAUAUUAUUAUCUAGUUUGAGAAUAAAAUGUCAGUUAAUAGAUUUUUAUACACCAACUAAUUCUGAUGGUGGACAUCCUGAAAUGUUUAAUUGGGUUUUACAAUACUUCCAACGUUGUGAUGAUUUUAAACCACCUCUUUAUUUACAGCAUCAAGGUCAUAGUAGAACAAUAAUAGGAGUAGAACAAUUAAGAGAUGGUUCAAUAACAAUGUUAGUACUCGAUCCAAGCCAUAGCCCAGCACAAAUGGCACAAUUUAACAAUACAAGUAGUGCACUCGGUGCAAUGCGUUUGGUGCGAAAAUCGAUUGCAGCGAUGAAAGCAAGACAGUAUCAAGUUGUUGCUGUUACCGGUAUCAUGGAAACUGACUUAGAAUAUCAUGAAAGCAAAGUGUUACGUUUAAUUCGUGUACCACAAGAUAGGUGAGACUUACUGGCUCGAAAAGAAGUUAAAUCUUUUGGAAAGACGAUAGACUGCCUGAAACCAAUUUUGUCCGGCAUCCUUAAAGUUACAUGACCGCAAUAUUCUAGGUUUUAUUAAUAGGGGAUUUGCUCCACCAUAGUAGUUGCAAAAAUAUUAUUUAACAAUAUAUUCUUGCAUAUUUUCUCCGUCGUAUGUCGGUUUCUCAAAUCACGUAUAUUUAAGCCUGCGUCGCGGUUCAGAAUUUUGGAGUUAAAAUUGAUGAACUUAUAAAUUUACAAUUUUUAAAAAAAAAAUCUAUAUAUCGCGAAAAUUAAUUUUUUUUUAUCAGCAUUAAAAAUAUUGUACUUUGAUGUGUGCUUGAGAAAGAAAAUUAUAAUCAGGAUGUAUGUUCAAAGAUAAAAUCGAUUGAAAUUUUUUGGUCUAAAUAAUGUUCUGCUCAAUUUUCGUCGCACCGAACAGGUUGUGCUAAUUUUUAAUUGAUCAAUCGACUUAUGCCGAUCGGUUGCAUCAGCGAAAAAAGCCAUGGCAGAGCUUGAAAAAUGAGACUCUUUCGUAGCUGUGAUGCUGUUAACAAUUUAAUGCUAAUCACCGAUUCUUAAUAUUUUUGAAGACAUUCCAUAUGAUCAUUAAAAAAAGCAUUGUCCGUGUUUUAAUUUCUUUCAUUUGUAUUUUACAUUUUUAAUAAACAUUGUUGUCACAAUAUUGUCAAUUUUUAGUCAGUAUAAGUAUCAAUAAUAACGAUAUAUCACAAUUCGCGUUAUAUAUGAUGAAUUUUAUAAAUCGUUCUAAAAAAAUUAUUCUCAAAUAAAUUCUUAUUAUCGUUGUUUUUACAUAGUUUUUGGGGUGUCUACAAGAAUAAACAACAUAUUUCCAUAUAUUAUAUAUACAUUUAUCUAUAUACAUAUACACAUAUGUGCACACAUUCUUCGUUAUAUUACACUUCAUUCACUCAUACAUAAAGUACAACUACUUUCAUACUAUUUAUGAAUAAUGUAUUUAAUUAUUGGAUUACUUUAAGACUUAUCCAUACCUUAACAUGUAAGUUAAACACAAUGUUGA